UCAGAGUCGACGGUGGCGGCGGCGGCGGCGACGGCUGCCGCGGCAGUGGCGACGGCCGCGGGGACUCGGAGCUGAGAGGAGCUGCUGCUCGGACCAGCGCGGUUAUAUUUCACACUAUGUGCUGACUGUAUCUACAGAAGAUAUUUAAAAAAAAAAAACUUUUUUCAAAGAUUUUGAUUCCAGUGGAAUCUUUGCUUUAGAUUAUUUUCUCUGUGUGUGUGUGUGUUAGUGAAUUGUAACUCCAGUAACAAUGCCUGUACAAGCUCCACAGUGGACGGAUUUCCUCUCCUGCCCAAUUUGCACUCAGACUUUCGAUGAAACAAUUCGAAAGCCCAUCAGUUUGGGUUGUGGCCAUACUGUCUGCAAGAUGUGCCUGAAUAAACUUCACCGCAAGGCUUGCCCAUUUGACCAGACCACUAUCAAUACAGACAUUGAGCUCCUCCCCGUGAACUCAGCAUUGCUGCAGCUGGUGGGUGCUCAGGUCCCUGAGCAGCAACCCAUUACUUUGUGUAGUGGGGUUGAAGAUACAAAGCAUUAUGAGGAAGCCAAGAAAUGUGUAGAAGAAUUAGCAUUGUACCUGAAGCCACUCAGCAGUGCUAGAGGAGUGGGUCUGAAUAGCACUACUCAGAGUGUUCUGAGUCGCCCAAUGCAGAGGAAGCUGGUGACUCUGGUCCACUGCCAACUAGUGGAAGAAGAAGGCAGGAUUCGUGCUAUGAGAGCAGCCCGAUCUUUAGGUGAACGAACAGUUACAGAGCUCAUUCUUCAGCACCAGAAUCCUCAGCAACUCUCCUCUAAUCUUUGGGCAGCAGUCAGGGCUAGGGGCUGCCAGUUCCUUGGACCAGCAAUGCAGGAGGAAGCUCUAAAGCUGGUUCUCCUGGCCUUGGAAGAUGGUUCUGCUCUGUCAAGGAAAGUCUUGGUUCUCUUUGUGGUGCAAAGAUUGGAGCCACGGUUUCCUCAGGCCUCUAAAACUAGCAUUGGGCAUGUUGUUCAGCUCCUUUAUAGAGCUUCCUGCUUCAAGGUCACCAAGCGUGAUGAAGACUCUUCUUUGAUGCAACUAAAGGAAGAAUUUAGAACCUACGAAGCUCUACGGCGAGAACAUGACUCCCAGAUAGUGCAAAUUGCUAUGGAAGCAGGCUUACGAAUUGCACCAGACCAAUGGUCCUCAUUACUUUAUGGAGACCAGACUCAUAAGUCCCAUAUGCAGUCAAUUAUUGACAAGUUGCAGACCCCAGCCUCUUUUGCACAAAGUGUUCAGGAGCUAACAAUUGCUCUCCAGCGAACUGGAGAUCCAGCAAAUUUGAACCGACUAAGACCCCAUUUGGAGCUAUUGGCAAACAUUGACCCUAGUCCAGAUGCUCCUCCUCCUACUUGGGAGCAGCUAGAAAAUGGGCUGGUUGCUGUGCGGACUGUGGUACAUGGGCUAGUAGACUAUAUCCAGAACCAUAGCAAAAAGGGAGCAGAUCAACAGCAGCCUCCACAGCAUAGCAAAUAUAAAACAUACAUGUGUCGAGAUAUGAAGCAGAGAGGAGGAUGCCCUCGUGGGGCCAGCUGUACAUUUGCACACUCACAGGAGGAACUGGAGAAGUUUCGUAAAAUGAAUAAACGCCUAGUUCCCAGAAGACCCCUGAGUGCCUCUUUGGGUCAACUUAAUGAGGUGGGCCUGCCUUCAGCAGCUGUCCUUCCAGAUGAAGGCGCAGUGGAUCUGCCUAGCAGAAAAACCCCUGCUCUGCCAAAUGGAAUUGUAUCAGCAGGGAGUACAGUAACACAGCUGAUUCCACGAGGGACAGAUGCCACCUAUGAUUCUAGUCUGAAGCCAGGAAAGAUAGAUCAUCUGAGCAGUAGCGCCCCUGGAUCUCCUCCUGACCUGCUAGAAUCUGUCCCUAAGAGUAUUUCUGCCUUACCUGUGAAUCCACAUCCUGUACCUCCAAGGGGGCCGACAGAUUUGCCUCCAAUGCCUGUCACCAAACCACUUCAGAUGGUACCACGAGGUUCUCAGUUAUACCCAGCACAGCAGGCAGAUGUUUACUACCAGGAUCCUCGAGGAGCUGCUCCACCGUUUGAACCAGCACCGUAUCAGCAGGGUAUGUACUAUACUACACCACCACAGUGUGUGUCUCGCUUUGUCAGACCUCCACCAUCUGCUCCUGAACCUGGUCCUCCCUACUUGGAUCAUUAUCCGCCCUAUCUCCAAGAUCGUGUAGUCAACUCUCAGUAUGGCACCCAGCCACAGCAGUACCCACCUAUGUACCCACCACACUAUGACGGCCGCCGAAUGUACCCUGCUCAGUCUUACACAAGAGAGGAGAUUUUCCGAGAAAGUCCUAUACCCAUUGAGGUUCCACCUGCUGCAGUACCGUCCUAUGUACCAGAAUCCAGAGAAAGAUACCAACAGAUGGAGGGUUACUAUCCAGUGGCUCCUCAUCCAACUCAGAUCAGACCUUCGUACAGAGACUCUCCUUAUAGCCGGCUUCCUCCUCCUCCUCCUCAGCCCCAUCCUAGUCUAGAUGAGCUACAUCGAAGACGAAAGGAAAUAAUGGCCCAGCUAGAGGAAAGGAAGGUCAUCUCUCCACCUCCUUUUGCACCUUCGCCAACAUUGCCUCCUACCUUUCAUCAAGAGGAAUUUCUGGAUGAAGACUUGAAGGUAGCUGGGAAAUACAAAGGAAAUGAUUAUAGCCAGUAUUCUCCCUGGUCAUGUGACACCAUCGGCUCCUACAUUGGAACCAAAGAUGCAAAACCCAAAGAUGUGGUGGCUGCGGGGAGUGUGGAAAUGAUGAAUGUGGAGAGUAAAGGAAUGAGAGAUCAGCGACUGGAUCUUCAGAGAAGAGCAGCAGAAACCAGUGAUGAUGACCUUAUCCCAUUUGGAGACCGACCAACUGUAUCUCGGUUUGGUGCCAUCUCUCGAACCUCCAAAACAAUAUAUCAGGGUGCUGGUCCAAUGCAGGCCAUGCCACCUCAAGGAGCUCCCACAAAACCUAUUAAUAUUUCAGAUUAUAGUCCAUAUGGAACCCACAGUGGCUGGGGAGGUUCUCCAUAUUCAACUCAUCAAAACAUUCCUUCUCAGGGACACUUCAGUGAGAGGGAGAGAAUGUCCAUGUCAGAAGUGGCCAGUCAUGGAAAACCCCUUCCAUCUGCUGAGAGGGAACAGCUACGACUAGAAUUGCAACAACUAAACCAUCAAAUUAGCCAACAGACUCAACUACGUGGGCUAGAGGCUGUUAGUAACAGGCUGGUGUUGCAGAGGGAGGUGAACACCCUGGCAGGCCAGUCACAGCCCCCACCACCACCUCCAAAGUGGCCUGGAAUGAUUUCAAGUGAGCAGUUGAGCUUGGAACUGCACCAGGUGGAAAGGGAAAUCGGGAAGAGAACCCGGGAACUGAGUAUGGAGAACCAGUGUUCUCUGGACAUGAAAAGCAAAUUGAAUACAAGUAAGCAAGCUGAAAAUGGACAACCAGAACCACAAAAUAAGGUUCCAGCUGAGGACCUUACAUUGACAUUCAGCGAUGUACCAAAUGGCUCAGCUUUGACACAAGAGAAUAUCAGCCUCCUGUCAAACAAGACCAGCUCUCUGAACCUGUCAGAGGACCCCGAGGGAGGAGGUGACAACAAUGACUCCCAGAGAGCAGGAGUCACACCCACUUCUGCUCCCUAAAUUAUGAAGAGUCCAACGUUUAUCUUUUGCUCCUGAUUAAUUUGCGGGGCAUAGGGGUAGGAGAACAGAUAACUUCUAAACUUUUUCUCUGAGAGUGGUCAGAGAAAUCAAGGAAAAGUAGCGGAGGCAAUGUG
This is a messenger RNA of Mustela erminea (ermine), 3783 nucleotides long. It is a transcript of the gene RC3H1, whose product is annotated as ring finger and CCCH-type domains 1. The coding region runs from base 251 to 3649 and encodes 1132 amino acids. Lineage: Eukaryota; Metazoa; Chordata; Mammalia; Carnivora; Mustelidae. The record is from RefSeq and is a predicted model, not a curated record. The transcript has 20 exons. Gene Ontology annotation, molecular function: metal ion binding.